ACACCUCUCAUGUGCCACUGAAAUGGAGAGAUGCAGGUUAUUUUGCCCUCUGUAGGGGAUUAUCUAGGGCUAAACUAGGGGACGGACAAAUAGCAAAGCCAACCUCACUCCAGCCAGUCUAGGGGCACAGAUAGCCAUCUGUCGAUUCUCUGUGCAAUAACUGACAACAAAGGGGGUCAAACAUUUAACGACGACUGUAAAACUAGAGGACUACUCAUUCUGGAGGGACGAGGAAGAGGAACUAAUAUUUAUACUAAAACAGCAGGUGUGGCAUGGCGGCAAAGCUGUAUCUUCAUCAAUUGGUGUAUGCGUAGAGAUCCUAUUAAACUAUAGUGUUGUAUGAGUGUCUAGUCCGUUGAUAAGUGUGAAUAUGUCUGACAAGGAAGAUGGGGCCACAGGGGGGGGGCUGAAUGUUACCCUCACGUUUCGGCUUCUCAUGCAUGGGAAGGAAGUGGGCAGCAUAAUUGGAAAGAAAGGGGAAACCGUCAAAAAGAUGAGAGAGGAGAGUGGCGCUCGCAUCAACAUUUCAGAGGGAUCUUCUCCAGAGAGGAUUGUUACCAUCACAGGACCAACAGAGGGCAUCUUCAGAGCUUUCUCUAUGAUCGCUGAGAAGUUUGAGGAGGACAUUACAGCUGCAAUGACAAACAGCACUGUAACAAGCCAUCCUCCAGUGACACUCCGCCUUGUGUUCCCAGGCAGUCAAUGUGGCUCCUUGAUAGGCAAAGGAGGCUCCAAGAUCAAGGAGAUCCGAGAGACCACAGGUGCUCAGGUGCAGGUGGCAGGGGACAUGCUGCCGGAAUCCACUGAGAGAGCUGUCACUAUCUCAGGCACUCCUCAGGCCAUCACGCAGUGUGUCAGACACAUCUGCUCUGUCAUGCUGGAGUCACCCCCCAAAGGAGCAACAAUCCCAUAUUGCCCCAAGACCAUGCCUGGAGCUGGCCAUCCAGUAUUUCAACAACAACAACAACAUGCCUCACAAGCCUUCACAAUUCAAGGACAGUAUGCUUUUCCACAUCAAGAUUUGACCAAGCUUCACCAGUUGGCUAUGCAGCAUAUCCCCCUCCCUUCCCUUGGGCAGAGCAACCCUACCUUCCCUGGAAUGGGUGCCUCUGUCCCCACCAGUUCUCAGGAGCUGGCAAUACCCAAUGAACUUAUUGGCUCCAUAAUUGGCAGACACGGCAGCAAGGUCAAUGAGAUUCGCCAGGUGUCAGGAGCUCACAUUAAGAUAGCCAGUGCCACGGACGGAUCGGCCAUGCGCCAAGUCACGAUCAUAGGCUCUCCGACCAGCAUCAAUGUGGCACACUACCUCAUCAAUGCCAGCUUAGAGAUGGCUAAAUACACCAUGCAUGCUGCUUCCUCUGCAUCACCUGUUGACCUCAACAACAUGAGCUUCUCUCAGUCUGUUCCCACUGUCUCCACACCAUCCUCUAUGGCUGUCAUGGCUGCCACUACCCAAGUCCCUGGCACCAUGAACAUGCACUCCCCCUCCACCUUACAGUCUAUCCCCACCCAGCACUAUGCUGUCCCCGUUUCCAGUCUACUUGGCAUGAAAACGCUCCCUAUGCUGGCUAUGCACCCGGCAGCUGCCUCAGGCCUUCCACAAGGUCUAUCCCCUUACAGCACUAAAGUACCUACUGCUGGCAUGAAAAAAUCUGACCGCCAGAAAUUUGCCCCAUAUUGACUUAAUAGGAUAAGAAUUGAAUCCCCCAUCCAAAAAUGUGUUUGGGGUCAGUACUGCAUUACACUUGUUCCCUGUUGCAAAGCUUGAUUAAGUUAUAUUGACUAUGAUUAAGGAUAUCUCUACUGAUAAUGAAACCUGACAUUCAGCUACUUUAGUGUAUCAGUACAAUUGUUUGCAACUGUAAGUGAAGCUAAAUACCUCCUAGUGUAUCUGAACAUACAUAAGAAUACACAGCCAUUUAUCAGGCUUACAGUAUGUGAUGCACAGAAACAGCUGAUACUUCCAAUAUAACAAUUUUCUCAGAUAGAAUGUACUGUACUUUGUUUGGUAUCAAUGUAAGUAGUUGACCAAUGAUGUUCUUAGGAAAAGUCCAGUUUCAAACAGGAAUUGACGCUGUAGCAGCUGCAUACUGUUGGUAGGGUUACUUGUUUUAUAAAGUAGUUAUUACUGUGAUGUUUACUGUAACAAGGGUUGUUCCACUCUUAUUCCGCUGUCAUAUUUCCUCAUCUCCUCCAAUAGGCUCUCAUCAGUGGUAACAGGCUUGGGUGUUCUGUAGUGUUGUUGUUGCAUAUGCAGUGCUGAAAGGAUUACCAGGAAGCCAUAUUGGAUUCUUGUGGCUUUGACAAUACACAAGAAUCCUGUAGAGUGGGACUGUCCUAACUAACUCCUAUAGUGCUGUUUUUGUGACUUGGUUUUCUCAGAACUGAAGUCCAAGUGAACAGAACUCUACAGUCCAAUUCAUAUUCUACUCUGCUCUCAGUGUAUGUGAUUGAUGCAGCACAAUAUUGUAACAACGUUACAUUUAUGCUUGUGUUUUUAAUUAGGGUCUACCCUUAGUUUUGUUGAUGAGCUAUUCCAAUUUAUUAUAUUUAUGACAACGUACAUAAUGUAUUUUAAAUAAAUUGAGCCUUUUGUGAAUACAAAUGGGUAUUUUUUAUAUUUUUUAUUGUGCAGCAAAAUUAAACAAUUCACACACUUGAGGGUAGGUUACCCUGAAUUUGAAUAAUUCUUGUUUUGAUAAAGUGGGUAUCAUAAGUAUUCACCCCCUUUGGAUUUUUUUCACAUUUUGUUGUGUUACAAAGUGGGAUUGAAAUAUAUUUUAAUUGUGACUUUUUUUGCAAUUGAUCUAAACAACAAAAUACUCCAUAAAGGUGAAAAGACAAUUAUACAAACGUUUACAAGUUAAUAAAAAUGUAAUAACUAAAAUAGUUUAGUUGCAUAAGUAUUCACCCUUUUGUUUAGGCAAGCCUAAAUUUGUUUCGGAGUAAACAUGUGACUUAACAAAUCACAUAGUAAGUUACACAUGGACUCUGUGUGAAAUAAUAGCUGUUGACUUGAAUGACUAACCCUUCCUCUGUCCCCAAUACAUACAACAUCUGUAAGAUCCCUCAGUCAAGUUUUGAAUUUCAAGCACAGAUUCAACUACAAAGACCAGGGAGCUUUUCGAAAGCCUCUUAAAGGGUUAAAAGUCAACAACAACAAAAAGAAGGGAAGUGAUUGGUAGAUGGGUAACAAUAACAAAUCAGACAUGGACUAUCUCUUUAAGAAAGGUCCUAUUAAUAAUUAUGCUGUGGAUGAUGUAUUAAACCACCCAGACACAACACAGAUACAGUUAUCCUUCUGAACUGAGAUGCAGGACAGGGAGGAAACUGCUGAGGGAUGACACAAUGAGGCCAAUGGUGAUUUUAAAACAGCUACAGAGUUCAAUGGCUGUGAUGGGAGAAAACUGAGGAUGGAUCAACAACAUUGUAGUUAUGCUACAAUAAUGACCUGAAUGAGUGAAAAGAAGAAUAGAAAUAUACAGAAUAAAAUAUAUUCCAAAACAUGCAUCCUGUAUGCAACAAGGCACUAAAGUUAUACUGCAAGGAAACACACACUUUUUGGCCUAAAAGCAAAGCCUUAUGUUUGGGGCAAAUCCAACACAAUACAUCACUGAGUAACUGCCUCCUUAUUUUCAAGCAUGGUGGUGGCUGCAUCAUGUUAUGGGCCUUAAUGGCCAUGUACUCUUACAAUCUCCACCCGGCACAUCCAGAAAAGGACUGGCAACCCCUCAUAGCCUGGUUCCUCUUUUCUUUCUGGGUUCCUGCCUUUCUAGGGAGUUUUUCCUAGCCCCCGUACCUCUACAUCUGCAUUGCUUGCUGUUUUUAGGCUGGGUUUCUGGUUUUAGGCUGGGUUUCUGGUUUUAGGCUGGGUUUCUAUUUUUAGGCUGGGUUUCUGUUUUUAGGUUGGGUUUCUGGUUUUAGGCUGGGUUUCUGUUUUUGGCUGGGUUUCUGUUUUUAGGCUGGGUUUCUGGUUUUAGGCUGGGUUUCUGUUUUUAGGCUGGGUUUCUGUUUUUAGGCUGGGUUUCUGGUUUUAGGCUGGGUUUCUGGUUUUAGGCUGGGUUUCUGGUUUUAGGCUGGGUUUCUGGUUUUAGGCUGGGUUUCUGUUUUUAGGUUGGGUUUCUGGUUUUAGGCUGGGUUUCUGGUUUUAGGCUGGGUUUCUGGUUUUAGGCUGGGUUUCUGUUUUUAGGCUGGGUUUCUGGUUUUAGGCUGGGUUUCUGUUUUUAGGCUGGGUUUCUGUUUUUAGGCUGGGUUUCUGGUUUUAGGCUGGGUUUCUGGUUUUAGGCUGGGUUUCUGGUUUUAGGCUGGGUUUCUUAAUAAAAACUCUGUGACAUCUGCUGAUGUAAAACAGGCUUAAUAAAUACAUUUGAUCGAAAAUGGAUUGUAAUGGGUGUGCUUGACAUUGGCAAAGAUUAACCCAAGAAGACUCACAGCUGAAAUCACAGGGGGGGAGGGGGGAUACUUCAUUAAUUAAUUUAUACUUCAAAAAUUGUAGAUUUUUUUCCCCCACUUUGACAUUACUGAGAUCAUUGACAAAAAAAGUACAAUUAAACCUAUUUUAGUCCCACUUUGUGAAAGAAAUCCAAGGGAGGGGAAUAUCUAUGAUACCCUCUGUACAGUAUAUCUUUCUCAUUCACAUGAAGAGUGAGACAGAAUUCAGAUAUGGUAUGGUAAUUGAGUCCACAAAUACCUUUCCACUUUGCUAGAUUCUUUUUCAAUAAUUUAUUGUACACUAAAGUCUAUGUUAUUAUUUGUCAAAAUAACCUUUUUCUAGGAACUAACACUAUUUAUAUCUAGUAUUCCUAUGGGGGAAAUUGUACAGAGUUGCAUGACAGCAUUCAGGAUAUGGAGUUUACAAGACUGUUAUACCCCGGAUAGAGUUUGUCAUAAUAGUUAUCCUGAUCAUACCAUACAAAGUCUAAUGCAGUUAUAGUUAAGUCUGGAGCAUGUUUAGAUAUGCAAACCUUGAUAGAGUACUCUGUAGUCUCGCUGGUGAAAUCUCUGUUGAUCGAUAUGUUUGUAUGACUGUUGUGUGCUAUUUAUUGCAUCAGUUGUUCAAUCUUAUUUUUGUGGUUGUUCACAAAUCACAUCACAAAUCUUCCAUCUGUCAAUACCCUAGUCUAAAACCCUAGUUUCCUAUGAAAUAAUAUUGCUUUCUGUCAAAUGAUACACUGUACCUUUAAGCUACAAAAAGUGGGAAAACUGUUUUAAAUAAUAAAACAUUUAGAUGAACUUGGCUUAACCCAAAACAUCAACUCAAUAUUCAACAAUGUUUCUCAUGUUCAAAUAGUGUAUUAUUUCCAUUCAGGUCUAAAAUGCUGUUGGUGAUAAUCAAUAGUUAAUAGGGGAUGGAAAUGUAAUGACAGCGAGUGAAGCCAUUUCAACCUUUGGGUGAAGUGUAAAUGCAGCAGCCAACUGCCAACAGUGUGCUGUGCUGUGUCCCUGGGCAGUUAGGAGUUCACAGAUUCUUGCUUAAUGCUAUAUUAAUGAUUUCCCCUAUCACCCUGUCACAGGGAAAAGGGACGAGACACUGAAUUACUCUAAAUAAUCAAUUAUAUUAAUGCAGUACACACAGUAUCGAGAAUGAAAAGCAUUGUAAGGGCAAAAUCACUCUGCAGUGCUGCAUAUCGCCAUACUCACUCAGUUAGUUUCCUAGAUUUUCAGACAAUGACCAUGGAGUAAGACAUAGACCAAAGGGCUUAAUUAUGGUACUGGAAAGCUUUAUAAAUUAUAUUAUUUUCUCAUGGAAAAGGUUAAGGAGUCCUGAAGUUUAUGAGGGAUGUUUGUGUGUGUAUGUGUAUGUGUAUGUAAACAAAAAAUAAAUAAACGUCCUCUCACUG
Oncorhynchus keta (chum salmon) is the source of this 5840-nucleotide messenger RNA. Its product is annotated as poly(rC)-binding protein 3-like. Gene Ontology annotation, molecular function: mRNA binding. Gene Ontology annotation, biological process: negative regulation of mRNA splicing, via spliceosome. The record is from RefSeq and is a predicted model, not a curated record. Gene Ontology annotation, cellular component: cytoplasm; nucleus. The transcript has 14 exons. The coding region runs from base 371 to 1681 and encodes 436 amino acids. NCBI's taxonomy places the organism in Eukaryota, Metazoa, Chordata, Actinopteri, Salmoniformes, Salmonidae.